AUGGGCAUCAACAAUAAUGGCGAUAAGGCGGUGAUUCCGCUGAUCAUCAACAACGAAUCGGUGGUUACCGACACAACCUUCGAAGUCCAUAACCCUGCAACGGGAGAACUGCUGGACCGUUGCGCCGGUGCAUCUGUGGACGAUGCCAACCACGCGGUGGCAACUGCAAGAGCUGCUUUCCCCAGCUGGAGCAAGACCAGCCCGUACGAGCGCAGGGCGAUUUUGACCAAGGCUGCGGACGUCAUGGCCUCACGAAAAGAAGAGCUGAUUCGUUAUCAAAUGGAGGAAACUGGCGCGGGGAGGAUGUUCACAGAGAAGACGUUCCAGUUGGGCGUUGACUUUUUGAGGAACUUUGCAGCAAUGAUUCCCACUGUUGAGGGCAAAGUACCCACUAUCGCUCAUGAAGGCGAGUCCGCCAUGGUCGUGAAGCAACCAUAUGGCGUUGUUCUGGGCAUUGCGCCGUGGAACGCUCCUUAUAUUCUCGGAACUCGCGCUAUUGCUCUUCCGUUGGCCGCCGGUAACACAGCGAUUCUGAAAGGCUCCGAGCUGUCUCCAAGAUGUUUUUGGGUGCUGGGCGAUAUUUUCCGGGAAGCUGGUCUUCCUGCGGGGUGUUUGAAUGUGUUAUACCAUAGGUCAUCAGACGCGGCUGCGGUCACCAAUGCACUUAUCGCACAUCCAGACGUGCGCAAGAUCAGCUUCACGGGGAGCACCAUCGUUGGGUCCAUCAUCGCUUCCACCGCUGGGAAAUACAUCAAGCCAGUACUGCUUGAGCUGGGUGGCAAAGCCUCCGCCAUCGUCUUGGAUGACGCCAACCUAGAAAAAGCGGCAAUGGGCUGCGCGCUCGGUUCGUUUAUGCAUACUGGCCAAAUCUGCAUGUCAACGGAGCGCAUAGUAGUCCAGCGAGGUGUAGCAGAGGAAUUCCAGAAGCUGCUUGUCGACGCAUCUGAGAAACUCUUCGGCAAGAAUGUGCCAGCGCCAUACCUUGUUACUGCUGCUGCUGUGAAGAAAAACAAAGACCUAGUGGCAGACGCGGUGUCAAAGGGCGCCAAUGUGGUAUUCGGUGAUCCCACGGCUAGCGAGACUUGCGCCAACAGCCUGCGGCCCGUUAUUGUGGGCGGCGUCACCAAGGACAUGGACCUCUAUGCCACCGAGUCAUUCGGACCGACGGUGUCUCUCAUCGUUGUGGACAGCGAGGAGGAGGCUAUCGAACUCGCCAAUGACACUGAAUAUGGUCUCACAUCAGCAGUUUUCACCAGCAACCUGUUCCGAGGUCUCAGGGUGGCCAAGCAAAUCGAGUCGGGAGCUGUUCAUAUUAACUCUCUGACGGUUCAUGAUGAGUCUACGCUUCCUCAUGGCGGAUGGAAGAGCAGUGGGUUCGGACGAUUUGGAGGCACUGCUGGCUAUGACGAAUGGGUGCAAACCAAAACAAUCACUUGGGUUGAGUAA
Aspergillus calidoustus is the source of this 1446-nucleotide messenger RNA. NCBI's taxonomy places the organism in Eukaryota, Fungi, Ascomycota, Eurotiomycetes, Eurotiales, Aspergillaceae. The record is from the annotation of a GenBank genome assembly.